AUGGCCACCGUCAAGGACUCCGUCACCGAGGCCCUCCUCGGCUCCACCGAGGAGCCCAAGCUGAGCGAGCAGGCGAGGCAGACCUUUUUCCGCCAUGCUGUCAAGGAUGAAGCUUCAGGCGAAUACUACCUGGGGCGCGACCAGUUCAUCGAAGCCGUCGCGCCGCCCAGCGAGGACUACCACAAGAUCAAGCGCGACCAGUAUGGCAUCCUGUUCGACGUCGCGGACCGCAAGAGGGCCGGCCGCGUCAGUCUCCACGACUGGAGGAACUUUGACAACCUCAUCUCGAAGCCCGACGCCGAGUACGAGAUCGCGUUCCGUCUUUUCGACGUCGAGGGAACCGGCCUGGUCAAGUUCGACGUCUUCCUCGACCUCUACAAUAAGCACAAGGGCGACGAUGCCUUGCCAUUCGAUUGGAGCUCCGAGUGGGCCUCGUUAUACAUUGGCCGCAAGAACAAGCGCCACACGAUGACAUACCCGCAAUUCUCCCAGAUGCUGCGCGGACUGCAGGGAGAGAAGGUCAGGCAGGCUUUCCUGCACUUUGACAAGAACGGCGACGGCUACAUUGAGCCCGAGGAGUUUCAGCGCAUCAUCCAGAACACCGCUGGCCACAAGCUCUCCGACCACCUGCUGGACAACCUGCACACGCUCUGCAACAUCUCCGCGGGCAGCAAGAUCUCUUACGCCAACGUGCGCGCCUUUCAGAACAUGAUUCGCGAGAUGGACCUGGUCGAGCUCAUCAUCCGCAACGCCACGAACAAGAGCAGCGACGGAAAGAUCACCCGCUCAGACUUCCUGAACGAAGCUGCCCGCAUCACCCGCUUCUCUCUCUUCACCCCCAUGGAGGCCGAUAUUCUUUUCCACUUCGCUGGUCUUGACGAGCCCUCUGGCAAGCUCAGUCUCGCCGACUUUGCCAAGGUCCUCGAUCCCUCGUGGCACAUCUACGUUGAGCGUGGUACGGACAUGGUGAGCGAUGCUGGCACCAAGGCCUUCGCGAAGACGAAGACGAUCAUGCAUGACAUCCUGGAAUCGAUACACCACUUUGCGCUCGGAAGUUUGGCUGGCGCGUUCGGUGCAUUCAUGGUUUACCCCAUCGACUUGGUCAAGACGCGCAUGCAGAACCAGAGGAGCCACCGUGUCGGAGAGCGCCUGUACAACAACUCCAUUGACUGUUUCAGGAAGAUCAUAAAGAACGAGGGCUUCCGCGGUCUGUAUGCCGGUGUGCUGCCUCAGCUCGUCGGUGUUGCGCCGGAGAAGGCCAUCAAGCUUACGGUGAACGACUUGGUCAGAGGAAAGUUCACGGACAAGAAGACCGGGGCCAUCUGGUUGGGAUGGGAGGUGAUCGCCGGUGGUUCGGCCGGUGCCUGUCAAGUGAUCUUCACCAACCCUCUGGAGAUUGUCAAGAUCCGUCUGCAGGUUCAGGGUGAGAUUGCCAAGAACGUCGAUGGUGCGCCGAAGAGGUCUGCGAUGUGGAUUGUCCGCAACCUGGGUCUCGUCGGUCUCUACAAGGGUGCAAGCGCCUGCUUGCUUCGUGACGUUCCCUUCUCGGCCAUCUACUUCCCCGCCUACAACCACCUCAAGAGGGACGUCUUCGGCGAGUCGCCGCAAAAGAAGCUCGGCGUCCUCCAGCUCUUGACCGCCGGCGCUAUCGCUGGUAUGCCAGCUGCUUACCUCACAACUCCGGCCGACGUCAUCAAGACCCGCCUGCAAGUCGAGGCACGCAAGGGAGAGGCGCAAUACACGUCGUUGCGUCACGCUGCCAAGCUCAUCUGGCAACAAGAAGGGUUCCGCGCCUUCUUCAAGGGUGGACCGGCCCGUAUCAUGCGUUCGAGUCCUCAGUUCGGUUUCACGCUUGCCGGCUACGAAGUGCUGCAGAACAUGUUGCCCAUGCCGGGCUCGGGCGCUGCUGAGGGUGUCGGCGGCCAUGUGGAACCGGCGGUCGGGCUGACGGCGGCAACGGCACCGCUGCCGUACCUGCGGAGUCGCAACGCGCUCAAGAUCAUCCUGGACCUGGACGAGAACUUUGGACGGCCGAAGUUGCCGGCGGGGGCCAAAUGGGAGGGCUUCCCGGGCAUCGGCGGCAAGAUUGUCGGAACGGGGUCGUCAUCGUGA
Messenger RNA from Diplodia corticola, 2112 nucleotides. Its product is annotated as mitochondrial carrier. Gene Ontology annotation, molecular function: L-aspartate transmembrane transporter activity; L-glutamate transmembrane transporter activity; calcium ion binding. The record is from RefSeq and is a predicted model, not a curated record. Bases 1 to 2112 code for a protein of 703 amino acids. Gene Ontology annotation, biological process: aspartate transmembrane transport; malate-aspartate shuttle; L-glutamate transmembrane transport. The transcript has 4 exons. NCBI's taxonomy places the organism in Eukaryota, Fungi, Ascomycota, Dothideomycetes, Botryosphaeriales, Botryosphaeriaceae.